GUACACAGCCACCGCGCAGAGCAAGCCCAACGCAUACGCAGCAUGCUGUUGUGUUGUUCCAACAGCGUUUGAAACAUGCAGUAUCAUUGCGUCGUGGUUUAUUUUCACUGAUCUGGCACCUGGACGUCCGACGUACCGAACAAAUGAUUCAACUCAUCGGGGGAUACUACCUCAAAACACCAAACGCGUGAAUCAAGACCGCAGUCCAGUGCCCUUCGCUUUUCUUGUCAAGUUGAGCCAUCUUCGCAAUGUCGUCCUCUGUUGGUGGAGGACCGUGUAUUACUAGUGAGGCUUCACAUCACACAGAAGAAACUUGCAAUGUUGUCAUUUUUGGAGAAACGGGCGCUGGCAAAAGCUCCUUGAUCAAUUUGGUCACUAAGAAGCAUACGGCGCCGACAUCCAACGACACUACGGGAUGUACCACUCAAACUAAUGGGUACGACCUCUCCAUAGAGUCGAUUCCGAGCAAUCUUUUGAAGGUGAAGCUUUUUGAUACUCCUGGUCUUGAUGAGGGCUCUGAAGGAGCAGUUCCCGAUAAAGAAGCCCAGCAAGUUUUGAAGAAACUCCUUCGAAGCCUUCGAGAUGACGUUCAUCUCCUCAUGUACUGCGUACGGGGUGUGAGAGCGAGGAAGGCGCUCUACCGCAACUAUAACCUCAUCCGCUCCGAAGUGAAGGGGAGAGUUCCAAUCGUCCUUGUUGUCACUUGUUUGGAAGAGCAAGAACCAGACAUGGAAGACUGGUGGAAGAAUAAUGAACGAAUCCUUUCAGACUUUGGGAUGACCUUUGAUGGCCAUGCAUGUGUCACUACGAUGACUAUCCAGGAAGAUGCGGGAAAUAGGCUCAAGCGGCGCCAUGACCAGUCAUACAACGUUGUCUGUCAACUGAUCGAGCAGUGUCGCUUGAAAGGGGUUCAACGUCCGCUGUUAGUCGCCGGUGAAAGGCAACAUGGCACUAUCCAGCAGGUACCUCCCAAAAUGGCUGCCAGUAGGAAAAAUAUCGUAUUCACUGAGGAGAUAAUGGCCAGCAAUGGCUCACCCGCCAACGUCAGGGAGGUAGCAGCCACGUCCCCUGACCACCGACGCCGUUCCCUGCGGCGGAAGGAUACCAUCGACGAUCUUAAGGUGCUCAAUACCACUAAAAGGCCUAGAAUUAUCGUAGUCUUUGGGGAUACUGGAGCAGGCAAAAGCUCGCUCAUCAACCUCAUGGCGGACAAAGAAGUAGCGAACACAUCUCCUGACACGAAACGUUGUACGAUGCAGUGGAAAGAGUACGCCAUCAGCUUCGGCGGCGAGCUUUACAAGGUCUUCGAUACCAGCGGACUCGAUGACCCGCAGCUGGGAAUCAAAGAGUACCUCGAGUCUGUUGAGAACGCAUAUCGGCUCAUCAAGGAACUGGAUAGACAAGGCGGCAUUGAUCUGCUUUUAUUCUGCGUUCGCGCUGGCAGAGUUACUGCUACGCUUCAGGGCAACUACCGGCUCUUUCAUGAAUUCCUCUGCGAGAAGAAGGUUCCCAUUAUUCUCGCCAUCACGAACCUCGAAAGAGAACAGAGGAUGGAAGACUGGUGGGUGAGAAACGAGGGCACCUUCAAAAAAUAUCAGAUCCAGGUCGCCGGUCAUGCGUGCAUCACCGCCGCCAGUAGAUUGGACGCCAGACACAGAGUCCUUUAUGAAGAAUCGCGCAUCACGAUCCGCAACCUUGUUGAAGAAUUCACUGCCGACGGGCAGAGGGAAGCAUGGAUUGGAGGGCACAACCUGUUCGUGUCGUUGAUGCGUAAGCUGAAGGAGUUACUUGUAGGGAGUUUGCAUAUGAAAACGAAGGAUCUUGUCCCUCAUCUCACGAAGCGUUGUGGUAUGUCUCGGGAAGUUGCAAAACAGUUGGCCGAUAUGAUAAAGCACGGCGUAGUAACAGCUACUUGACUUUCCCUCUUCGAUAAUUUAAUGUUGCUUACUUUAUUAUGGGUAGUAGAUCCAAUGAAUUGCACGAGGUUCCAUCGUC
Messenger RNA from Suillus subalutaceus, 1995 nucleotides. RefSeq names its product P-loop containing nucleoside triphosphate hydrolase protein. The coding region runs from base 249 to 1916 and encodes 555 amino acids. The transcript has 5 exons. Gene Ontology annotation, biological process: tRNA wobble uridine modification; tRNA methylation. The record is from RefSeq and is a predicted model, not a curated record. NCBI's taxonomy places the organism in Eukaryota, Fungi, Basidiomycota, Agaricomycetes, Boletales, Suillaceae. Gene Ontology annotation, molecular function: GTP binding. Gene Ontology annotation, cellular component: cytoplasm; cytosol.